AUGUAUCCAGUCCAGUCUGGUAGACGCCGGGUUACUGCACAAUCCCCAGAGCCAGAUGUUUAUCAGCCUGAUAAGAAACUCAUCAUGGAUAUCGGAGUCUCGGCGACUCUGCAGUGUUAUAUUUUUGAAGUCGAAGUUGAAGAAAUGAUCUUUUUUAAGCAAGAAAACAGAAAACAGCCUCGAAUAAUCGUCAGAUUCUUUAACGCUGCUCGAGAAACGUUUUACAAUGAAUUUCAAAAUCCUCGUUUCCAGUUUAAAAAUCAUACGACCUGCUUCAAUCUGACCAUUUUAAACCCCACGCUGUCUGAUGAAGCCGUGUACUACUGUGCACUGACGAGACCCGACCCUGUGUUUGGAGAAGGAACUGAUUUAAAAUUUAAAGGUCAGAGUUUUACCACUGAAUCAGAAACAUCGAAACCAGCUCUGUGUGAUCACAACACGAACAUGAACACACAAGAGAAAACAGUGCUCGGUUUGGGAACGGCUUUGGGUUUGUGUGCACUUCUGAUUUUCUGUCUCUUUUAUUUCAUCCUGAGGAGAAGAAAAUGGGAUAAAAUUCUGGAGAAAUCUCACCUCCAAUCACAUUUCCUGACUCAUUCAUCCUCUUUAUAUGCUGCUACAUUCAUUCAGUGCUAA
Molecule: messenger RNA, 636 nt
Organism: Neoarius graeffei (lesser salmon catfish)
Lineage: Eukaryota; Metazoa; Chordata; Actinopteri; Siluriformes; Ariidae
Exons: 5
Coding region: 1-636 (211 amino acids)
Biological process (GO): response to bacterium
Source: RefSeq, a predicted model, not a curated record